AUGUACAGAAUAGAUGUUUCAGAUUUUUAUGACUUCCAAGCCUUCAGAAAUAUGUGUCCAUUUAGAGACUAUAACAAAGCAGUCGAGAAUUUGAAACGUUUAGUCAUUUAUGUUGACUCUGCCCCAGAAUGUUAUGUCAUGAAAGAAUGGGAUGUAGUCUUUAACAAACCAAGAGCAACCAUAGUGUCUGAACAAGAAUGUAGACAGAAACUUAAGAAAAUAAAAGUCGUACAAGUUGGUAUGAAGAUGUUAGAUGCUUGGGAUAUCUUAUUGUCAAAGUUAGAAGAUUUUUCAGUUCGUGGUAUAAAGUUCUAUACACCAUCUCCAAACUUCUAUUCUAUCUUCACUGGAUAUAAAUACGAACAAGUAGAAUGGAAAGAAAAUGUUAUAGAAGCUUGGUUAGACCAUGUCAAAGAAAUUAUAUGCAAUGGAAACGAAAGAGUCUAUGAGUAUAUCUUAUGUUGGUUUGCAAACAUCUUACAACAUCCAAGUGCUAAAAAUGAAACUGCUCUCAUCAUAAUUGGAAAACAAGGAACAGGUAAGAACACUUUCUUUACAGAUAUCUUAUGCAAACUGUUAGAGGGCUAUUCGAACCCUAAUAUGACAAACUUAGAAAACAUCUGCGGUAAGUUUAACUCUUCAAUAGAGAAUAUGAAACUUAUAGUAUGUAACGAACUUCAAAGUAUAGAUACAACAAAAGUUUUGAACUCAGAUGCUUUGAAGAGUCUUAUAACAGACAAAGUUGGAGUUGUUGAAAGAAAAUAUAAAGACCAAAGAGUUUGUGAAAAUGUUGCAAAUUUCAUCAUGGUUUCAAACAAUGCUGUUCCGAUGAAGUUAGAAAGUUCUGACAGAAGAUAUGUAGUUGUCAGAAC
Trichomonas vaginalis G3 is the source of this 872-nucleotide messenger RNA. RefSeq lists its product as uncharacterized. The transcript has a single exon. NCBI's taxonomy places the organism in Eukaryota, Parabasalia, Trichomonadida, Trichomonadidae. The annotation marks the transcript as partial. The record is from RefSeq and is a predicted model, not a curated record.